Molecule: messenger RNA, 5355 nt
Organism: Acipenser ruthenus (sterlet)
Lineage: Eukaryota; Metazoa; Chordata; Actinopteri; Acipenseriformes; Acipenseridae
Product: folylpolyglutamate synthase, mitochondrial
Exons: 15
Coding region: 79-1821 (580 amino acids)
Biological process (GO): tetrahydrofolylpolyglutamate biosynthetic process
Cellular component (GO): cytosol; cytoplasm; mitochondrion
Molecular function (GO): tetrahydrofolylpolyglutamate synthase activity; ATP binding
Source: RefSeq, a predicted model, not a curated record
UAAAAAAAAGAAUCGAGAAGGGGGCGGAGAGCGCUGACGUAUCUGCUUCUGACUUCUGCCUGUCAACCCAGCUGCCCCAUGAUGGCGCGCUCGUUUCGUGUCUGUGAUUCUUCCCUGCUUACCGGCUUCCUCCUGCGGCAGAUCUGGGCCAGAGCAGCCCGGAGAAGCACCGAGCACACAGGCAGGAGCUACAGCACGAAACCGGCGCGACUUCCCAGGAUGGAGUACCAGGACGCGGUGUGCACCCUCAACACUCUCCAGACCAAUGCCAACUACCUGGAGCUGGUGAAGCGGGAGCGCGGACAGCCACAAAUGCAGCUAGAGGCCAUGAGACUGUUCCUGCAGCGCACUGGCCUCAGGGUAGAAGAUUUGGAUCAGCUCAAUAUUAUCCAUGUGACGGGAACGAAGGGGAAGGGGUCGACUUGCGCAUUCAGCGAACACAUUCUCAGGAACUGCGGCCUUCGGACUGGCUUUUACAGUUCUCCACAUUUGGUACAAGUCCGGGAGAGAAUCCGAAUCAAUGGACAACCAAUCAGCAAAGAGCUCUUCACCAAGUACUUCUGGCAGGUCUACAACCGAUUGGAUAAAACCAAGGAUGCUCACUACGGCUCCAUGCCGGCCUACUUCCGCUUCCUCACCAUCCUGGCCUUCCACGUCUUCCUGCAGGAGAAGGUGGAUUUAGCCCUGAUAGAAGUCGGUAUUGGAGGAGCUUAUGACUGCACCAACAUCAUCAAGAAGCCAUGGGUGUGCGGAGUGAGCUCCCUGGGAGUCGACCACACCAGCAUCCUCGGGGACACCAUCGAGAAGAUCGCCUGGCAGAAGGGGGGCAUCUUCAAGCCUGGAGUGCCAGCCUUCACAGUGAAGCAGCCGGAGAACCCCAUGAAGGUGCUGGCAGAGCGAGCGCAGGAGAUCGGGUGCCACCUGCAGGUGUGCCCGGACCUGGAGCAGUACGAGUCUGACAAGCAGCAUCUGCAGCUGGGGCUGGCAGGAGGGCACCAGAGAUCCAAUGCCACGCUGGCACUGCAGCUGUGCCGCAGCUGGCUCCAGCGCUGGGGACGCCACGAAGCUUUCCUCUCCCUCCCGAAGACGGAGCUGCUCUCGAGCCACUGGCCUGCCCUGGCUUCAGCCUUCCAGCCCAGCCCAGCCAUGGUGACAGGGCUACGUGACACCAAGUGGCAUGGCCGGAGUCAGACCAUAAGGAACGGCCCAAUCUCCUACUUUGUGGACGGGGCUCACACCACCCGCAGCAUGCUGGCCUGUGUGCGCUGGUUCAGAGAGGCUGCGGCAGAGCAGGAGAGGACUGCAGAGGGGCCAGUGGUGCGUGUGUUGCUGUUUAACGCUACGGGGGAGCGAGACUCUGCAGCGCUGCUUAAACUCCUAGUGCCUUGCCAGUUUGACUUCGCUGUCUUCUGCCCCAACAUCCCUGAGACUGUCUCCUCUAGCAACGCAGCAGACCAGCAGAAUUUCAACGUAACCGUGGAGAACAUACUGACGCGUUGCCUGGACAACCAGAAAAGCUGGUGGCGUCUGACUGAGCAGGGGGCGGGGCCGGGGGCGGAGCUGCUGCUGCCGAGGGGGCUGCCCUUGGUGGAGGGGGGGAUGCGACGGCAGGGGGCCGAGCCCCUGGUAUUCCCCUGUAUCCUCAGCGCUCUGCAGUGGAUCACACAAGGACGGGACCCCCAGCUGCCCUGCGAUAGCAAGCCCAGGGCCGGCUCUGCAGCCAGAGCUCUGAGAGAGGCGGGGGCUGUGCAGGUGCUGGUGACGGGCAGUCUGCACCUGGUAGGGGGGGUCUUGAAGCACCUGGACCCCUCCUUGUCUUAACCCCCCCCCUGUUCUCAUCCAGCCCCUCUCAGCUGCAACACUGUUUCCAGAUAUCCUUCUGAUGCUGCUGCAGUGAGCAGCCUGGAUACUGGCAGUAAUCUCCCUGUCAGCAGUGCAGACUGCAGGGGUUUGGUCUACAGCUCCAAAGAGUUCACACAGAACUUAUUCCACGUCUUUCUGUGAGUUCAACUGGAAACAAAACCUGAGCCCCAAGUUGUUAAUCUGGAUGUUUAUAUAGAAGAUACCACUGUGCAUUUAGUGAGGUAUGGGGUACACUGUGAAGGUGGGUUCUGUUUAUUGUCCCCCACUAAACAGCAGUGCAUUCGCUAUCUCUGUGAUCCUGCCAAAGGCUCGCUCUGCCUGGACUGGGUGCCUUCGUCGUUUCAAACCGUACUUGUAUUUGUGUUUUUUUUUGUUUGUUUGUUGUUUUGUUUUUUUUUGUGUAAAACUAGGAAGCCUGUUUUAAUCAGAAAAGUGUGUAGGUUUCCAGUUUAUUUCCAUGUAACAAUUCAUAGUUUCAGAAUACAGGGAGUGUUGCAUGGGCCCUCACUGGAUAAGGAGGAAAAAUCGUCAGGGACUGUUUCAUCUCACUGAGCUGCGGGCCAGGCCCCGUGAGCUGAACUGCAGGGCUGGCCUUUGUUCUCCAGGAAUGCUGACAGCUGCUGUUGAGCUCUUGGGUGUAAAGAGCUCGGACUUUUCAUACUGGAUAGCCCCCAUUUCCAGCUAGCUGUGUGUGAAUGAAUCAUGAAAUACAGUGGGCAGUGAUUACUCUUUGUGCAGUUAUUAACUAAUCUCUUCUUAUUUUAUUUGAAAUGUAAUCUUACUUUCAGCAAGCAUUCGGACACUGGCAGUUGAAGUAUGUAUUGAAGGGUAGUGCAUAGGUACAGCAUGACGGGCAGUGUACAGAAUCUUUAUGGAAACAGGUUUCCCUUCCACCCUGCCUUUACUUCUGAUACCCAUAAGACAUGGGCACAACAUCCAGAUUUCACAAGAAAUAAUUCAGUUCUGAUAUGCAGCCACCAGGUGGCACUCUGGGCCAUACAAUAUCCUUGUAAUACCUGUAAACCCAUCUAAGUGUAUUUGACUGUAUCGUUUGUGCCACUGCCUAAACGUAUAGCAGGAGUGCUCCUUGUGUUCACUUUCUAAACAUAGCAAACAGGUAUUCUUUAAGAAAUAGAAGAAUUCUAGAGCAGCAGCUUGCUUAUAAGAGCAUUUCAAAUGAAACCCUGCUGUCACAGGGAGAGACUGUGGAGAUUAAUGUAAUGCACAUUUGAGAACCGUCAAACUGUCUGAAAGUGUGUAUUUUUGCCAAGAUGCACUUACACAGUGUGGGAUAUAAAUACUGAUUGCCAUCAAGGUGCAUCAAUACUGUCUAGGAUUUCUAUACCGAUUGCUAUCGCUGGCCCCUCUUGUUAUUCCUAGGUUUAUUUUAAGCUACAGUUGCAGUGAUUUUGAAUAGGGGAACUGAGACCCUCUCUGUUGGUCUCUCUAGAAGAACCACCCUUGUGUUUGAUGCAUUUCCCAGACUAGCUGUGUGUGAAUCCACUACACCUUGGAAACAGAGAGCUGUGACUCUUCAUACUGGAUAGCCUCCAUUUCCAGGUAGCUGUUAUGUCUUUAAUACAGAACUGGAUUUAGAAAGUUAAAUGGGUAUUACAAACUGCCCCAAAGACAUGUUUCUGUCUGUUUGGUCCAUGUCAUCGGGAGUGCUACUUGUUAAGUUGAAUACACUUUCAAUCAGCUUGAUUAAUGGUGUAGCUGAGGGUUGGUGGGGAUACUGAGUAUUAAUGAAAAGUUAGAGGUCUGCACCUAAUAGACCAUUGUUUAAAAUGUUUAAGACCAACUUCAUAGUUGUACUGCUGAAAGGGAAUCAGAAGGUGAUGUCAGAGCUCUUGUGAUGUUUCUCAGAGAACAGCAGCUCUACUGCAGUGGGAUCUGUAAGAAAACAGAGUUCAUGAUCCAAAUACCGCUGUCCCUUUAUCUGAUACUGCCAUAGGUUAGCUCUGUAUUACCUAUGGGAAGCUAAAUGAAAAUGUGAAAGAGGGGAAGGACACUCUUUUUUUCUGUUUUACGUUGUAGGUGUUUGUUGUGCACUGGUAGCAUUUUAUAAGAAGCACCUAUGGAAGAUUUAACCUAUUUCUAAAACCGUAUGGAGAAAAGUUCUUUGGGUAUCUGAGUUGUAGGGGAGCUAGGAGAUCCUUCUGAAAGAGGUCAGGUAUCUGAGUUGUAAGGAGAGCUAUGAGAUCCUUGUGAAAGAGAUCAGGUAUCUGAGUUGUAGGGGGAGCUAUGAGAUCCUUGUGAAAGAGGUCAGGUAUCUGAGUUGUAAGGGGAGCUAUGAGAUCCUUGUGAAAGAGGUCAGGUAUCUGAGUUGCAGGGGGAGCUAUGAGAUCCUGGUUUAGUCUCCUUAGCCUUCACUUCACUUCUUCAUGUAACACAGCAGCAAGGAUGGCAUCUUACUGACUAAUAUCUAAGGUACAAAUUAUUAUACUAUAUUUAUUUAUUUUUCACACUGUUCUGUGAUAGUCUGUGAUAAAAGAAAUGAAGGCAGCUUCCAGUUAUUAAAUUAAUUUAUUUCUAUUAACUCUAUAGAUUGGACUGGUUUGGCAGGAGUUUUCUGCGUUGCAGAUUAGAUCAGCAUUUUUGUAAAAAAAAUCUUUACUUUUUUUGUUUUGUUUCUAGUUUUAAAAAUCUGUACUUGUGUUCAGUCAAGCCCCCCCCCCCCCCCCCCAAGGUAUAAUGCUGUGUAAAUGGGGCUGGAAUCGGCUUUCCCUGCACGCUACCAGGUCCAAGAUCGAUGCCAAUUUCUGUGCUGUCACCAUUUCUACCACAUGUUUUAAAAUGAUUAUUUUCAGCACAGAUUCUGCACUAUUCCUAGCUCUGUGUGUGGCAGUGCAGACUGCCAUUAUUCCCUUUGUCUGGUUAGUUUCAGGUAAGGAAUGCCCUGUUUGAGAACAUGAAAUUGGAGUGCACUCAUUUUUAUACAAAAGAACAUGAAACUCGAUUUUGGGUAAUUCAAGAUGAAUUAUUUGGAAAUGUGUAUCUGGUUUGAUAAUGACAAUAACUAAAACUAUUGAAAUAUUUAUAACAUGGGUUUGAAGUCCUCCUCGAUCCCAUUUUGCUGUGCCAAUGGAACUCAAGAGGUGGAUCUGAAUAACGUACCACCGUCUUUUACAAGCCUUAAAACGGGGAUCUGCUGCUGUACAAAGGUUACCUUUUAACAGUCAGUGCCUGUGAAACACAAAGGGCUCUGUUACAAUGAUCUAUAUAGCACUGGGGUUUAGACCUGCCAUCAUUUUGAAUGGAAUAGACCACACUGCGUUUACCCCUGGGUGGGCAGAAUUGAGUCUUAACUGGCCCAUUGUUUUGAACUUUCAUUACUGUGCCAUAGGACAGCGCUAGAGCUGAUAAGGGUGUUCAGGUGUUCACUAAUGUUAGGAUUCUAGAGGUGAAUCUACUGCAUUAAGUCAUUCAUUUGAUCAAUACUGUAAUUUGUGACCUAAAUGAAAUAAAUAAUAAAACUGCAAUGAGAACUCA